This is a messenger RNA of Physcomitrium patens, 1499 nucleotides long. RefSeq names its product GEM-like protein 1. The record is from RefSeq and is a predicted model, not a curated record. Lineage: Eukaryota; Viridiplantae; Streptophyta; Bryopsida; Funariales; Funariaceae.
CUCAAACCGCGUCGCAGUUCUGGCCUAUAAUGCUCAAGCCCUAGCUUGGAACUGUGAUGUUUUCGUUUGUCACUUGGAUCUUUGUGUUUCGGGGUCUUCCGCUGUCUGUGUCGCGGUCUGAGCACUUCAGAUACACACAGCUGACGCUGCCUUAAUCGUUUUGUUUUUGGUAUCAGGUGGGCUCAACUUAGUGAUUAGCCGAGCAUUAGGAUCUGAUUAAGGUGUUGGAGGCUUGAAGGGUUUGUGAGAAUGAGUGGUAAUCCAUAUGCCCACUAUGACAAUCAAGGGGUGCCUGGAGGCGCUGCGGCGUAUGGACAGGCUCAUCCGACUUCGUCUCCUAGUGGAUCCGGAAGAGGAGGUGCUAUGGAAUAUUUGAACAAGUGGGGAAAACAGGCCGAGAGUAUUGCAGGCAGCUUCUGGGGUCACAUUAAGACAAGUAAUUCUAUCCCAGAUACUGCUAUUGGGAGGAUAACUCAUGGGACCAGGUUGCUGAUGGAAGGGGGCUUUGAAGGCGUGUACAAACAAACAUUCGGAAACUUUGUCCCAGGUGAAACGCUAAAAAAAACAUACGCAUGCCAUCUUUCUACAUCGAAUGGUGCUGUCGGUGGCACGCUGUAUAUCACCAAUAAAAAGUUUGCCUUCUGCAGUGACCGGGAGUUGACGUACUAUCCCACCCCUGGCCAGGCGGCCUCCAGUUAUUACAAGGUUAUCGUACCAUUAGAGAAUGUAAGGGAGGUUAUAUCAGUUGCGAACGCAAAGAAGCCAACUGAUAAAUACAUUCAGGUGGUGACGACAGAUGGACAUGAGUUUUGGUACAUGGGGUUCGUCAACUACGACAAGGGAAUAAAGAAUAUGCAGGAGGCUGUCCGGUUGGCUCAUAGCCACGGCAAUUUCUCUGGGGGUUCAAUGCCGGCCGGAGCAGUUCCGUAUCCUCCUCCAAUGAGUGGCACUUCCUCACCAGUAUACCCUCCUCCGCCGGGUUACCCUAAUGCGCCACAGCCACCGCCACCAGGGUACCCUCCAGCUGCAAAACCUGGAUAUCCUCCAGCUUAGUUUUCUAGUCAAGCCCUACACUAGAAUUUGGAUCAAUGUAAAAUUCUGUUGAGUCAUAGGUAUAUAAGACUGUUGCUUAAAUUUGCUUUUGUUCUAGUAAAGGUGAAUGUAUGACUUUCAGUAGAUAAGGUAAAUUCCAGAUUGCUAGCAGAUGUGCUCAUGCCUGAUGUUAAUUUGCGUAACAGCUGGGAUUGGAAGUCGAUGUUGCUUCGAUUAGACUCUGCUCACAAUUUGCAGCAUUGUGAACAUGAUGUAAACUAUCAAUUUACGCAAUCGGAUUCUCACAAGUCAGAUGUGAUUGGCAAAAGAGGGCAGUGCAAUUUUUUGCUGGGGAAAUGACAGGUGGGUAAGCCACCGUAGCGUAGCGUGCAGGGAAACUGUUCUCAAUAGGAACCUAUGCAUGGUGCUCAAAAUUCUGAAGUAAUAUGCGGCUCUUUCCAUUGACA